Phialemonium atrogriseum is the source of this 2856-nucleotide messenger RNA. RefSeq lists its product as uncharacterized. The transcript has a single exon. The record is from RefSeq and is a predicted model, not a curated record. Lineage: Eukaryota; Fungi; Ascomycota; Sordariomycetes; Cephalothecales; Cephalothecaceae. Bases 1 to 2856 code for a protein of 951 amino acids.
AUGGGUCGCUCUUCGAGAUUCACCUUCCCCUUACCUAGACGAAAGUCAAAGCCGGCUCCCGAACCGUCGAUCUCAGGGCCGUUGAGCAAGGCACAGAGGACCCUCGGCACCGCAGACAUCAAUAUAGACGCACUAUCCAGAGAUAGCGGGAGACAAUGGGACACCACAUCGAACUCGGGCAUCAGCAUUAGUAUAUCCGAGAGUACCGCUAGUCAUGCGGCUCACACAGCUAGACGAGGAGAUACGCAGGGACGCUGGGAGGACGAGUCGGCGAUAAUACCGAGGACCCUCGGAGCUGGAGGGCAAGGAGGCUCAGUUGCCGGAUUUGGCACAAACGACAUGAUGACCGACGCCUCGAGUCUCCGUCGUCGAGAGUCGAGCUCCACGAUUGUGUCGUUCUACGACAAAUCCAAGCUUCCCUUGUCGAUAUCCCAGCAGACAUCUGCCUCCGCCAUAGCUCGGGGCUUGCCGCCGAAGGCGAGCUCUAUUCUCGACGUUGAUGGGACCCUAUCGUCGCCAAAGAAGAUCAAGAAGAAGCCAAGCAGGUUGGAUCUCUCGUAUUUGCUGCCGAAGUCGCGAUCUGCCAAGCACCAAACGCCCCGUCCCGACUCCUCGAACGGUCGUGUCCUUGGACAUGAUAUCGUGGCACUGUCUCCAUCGGUCCUCUCUGUCUCGCAAGGUAUCGACCCGCGGUCCAUCCGCCAGCUAUCAGGUAAUAGCACCACUGUGCAAUCAUCGGAGCUGGCAAAAGCCAGGGCAGCAGCUUCGACGGCAAAUCUACCCAACCUGUACGACCAUUAUGAGCAACGGUCAUUCCAAACCAUUGCAAAAAAGGAGCUGGACAUGACAACCGAUGAGUCCCGCAGCUCGUCCCGCAGCCCAUCCCACGCAUUGCCCCUUCAAAGCACGUCGACGAACGAUUACCUCUCUCCCUCCUCCAAGUCGCCCCGCCGAGCUCCGUUCUCCGGGAAUAGCACACCCGCAAUGCCGUUGAGCGGGCCAGAUACGCCUGUUCCCUCACUCGCGACUCCCUCGAGCCUCGUUUCGCCUCCUGCUGACUACGCAGCGAGCGUGUCCAGCCGGCAUACGCGCACCUCGAAGGCCUCGAAGCGAACGGACCGCAGCCUAGUGGACUUUGAUCUCCACCAGAGUAGCGUGCUCUCGUUGUCGUCAGACUCGGAAGAUGAUUACACGGACGCUCCCAAGCCGUUCAUUUCCACAACGAGACGUCCGUCUGCGGAUUCGUCGCAGAGCCCAACUAGUGUCGGCUCAAUGAGCCUUCCCAAAGCAUCUCGGUCCCCUCCUUCGGAUGCAACCCGUGCCAGGCCUCCACGGCCUGACAGGCUAACCCCCGGCAAUAAUAACCAUCUCUCCAGGGUUGAGAGCGUCCCAGACAUCGCCGUCAGCAGCAGCCAACCAAGGAUCAGCGAGCGCACGAGCUCGCUGUCCAUCUCGUCUGCGACAACCAAAACAUCGCACUCGAUGAGAUCUCUCUCCCGUUUGUCACUUGCCUCGACCGUCACUGCGAGGUCUGCUACAGCUGGAUCGAAGUUGAGUCCCAGCCCUCGCAGCAGUUCCGGAGUUUCCGGAGUCCACGAGGCGCGUGCGAUUACCAUGACGCCGGCGCAAACGCCACACUACCACAGCAACUAUUAUCACAACCAGCAGGCCGCGCCUCGCCGGUCAUCGCAAUCUUCGACCGCGUCGGACCUCGGUCGGGGCUCUCUGUCACCGACUUCGAUAGACCACUAUCUCCAGUCGCCGAACAAGCCCCUAUCUCUAGAUGAGAUGUCAAUUCGCAGUGGCAAGAGCAUGGCAUCUGUGGCCAGCAGUGUCGGUAGCCCGGGAUUAAGCAGCCCGCUGGGCAACACCAGCCACAACGGUCGAUUGAUGACGGUGACGCGACAGGAGGAGAUGCUCCUGGCAGCGCUUCGGCUGAAGCGGGCCCGGAUGCGUGAAAACAUCAUCGCCGAACUGGAGGCGGAAAAUGAUAGCGCGUCCGAGGAAGUGCUCUUCCAGCAUCUCCAGCCCCAACCCCAACCCUACCAGUACCUCCGUGGCCGUGAAAACCCCCACCAAGCUCCAAACCAACCCCUGCCACCACCACCCAAGAACCGAUCAUCACUGGACCGUAGGAGCUCCUCAAGCCGGCAGGGAUCACGGCGUGCCUCAUCCAACCCCGGCGGAUUGGCGCCGUUACAUGAGGCGCCCGGGGCACCUGCGUUGGGGCACCAACAACAGCAGCAGCUGACACUGGUGUCUCCGCGAGCCGGCGCCAUCGCAUUCGAGACCAGCGACGAGUCGAGCCUGAGCGACGCCGAACGCGGACGCAUUCUUCUCUACUAUGACCGGCCGAUGGAGAAGAUCGACGACACCUUUGACACGGCAGAACCAAGCCCGGAUCUCAGCGAUUUCAUGGAUUACGACGACGGGAACAGCGAGGACCUACCCCUUCACACCCCAUCGGACCUGGGAGCCGGCUCCGGCUCCGGCGCCGGCUUUCGAAACCUUCGCAAGCCGCCCCGCCUGUCGCUCCCGGUCCCGGCGAUGGCCCACGGAAACACGGCCGCACAGGGGAGAUAUGUCGGCGAGUCGGUCAGCGCCAGGAGGGGCACGCCCAACAAGCAGAACCACGGCGAGGACUUGCACGUGCGCAUCGUCGGCGACGCUAACGACGGCGGCGGCAUCCCCGAGGACGACGUGUCGGCGGGCAUCCCGCGGCCCGACUCGCCCAUCUCGCCGGCGGAGACCUCGCUCCCGAUGGCGACGGCGCUGUCGCGGAAGAAACAGGUCCGGUUGAGUGCCGUGGGAUACGUGCCCGGGAUCGAAGUCGGGCUGUGGGCUGAUGAUGGUUGA